AUGUCAAAAGUUCCCGAAGUAAGAGAUGAUUCAUUUAAUUAAAUAUAUAUUUUUUUCUAUUAGUAUUAGUGGCUACAUGAAAGUAGUUCUGUAAGCGGCAACUGAUCCAGGACAAGAUAACAGGCGGAGGGGAAAUUUUUAAAUUUCUUAUAAAUAAGGCAUGCUUAAGGGGGGGGGCAAAGAGGCUAAUUGCCUUAUGGCACUUAAGGUUCCACAAAUUUAUAGGUUGCUAAAUUUUAUCUAGAUAUUAAGUUUAGUUACUUAAUAGAAUAAUUAAAGUCUUUGUGCACCAACGCUAAUUAGCAUAGUACUGUAUAUAAAACAUAUAUUUAUUAUGAAAAUCAAGCUAAUAAUAUAUUGGGAAGUGGGCGAUUACCACCUUCACUGGAUCAAUCACUAUCUAUGAGUUUAAAGAUUAUAAGUUUUUAUUAAUUUAUGAGCAGGUUGGUGGGUGAGUAGCUAGGAGAGGGUUAGAUAAUUAAAUAGGAAAAUUAGUUUUUUUAAUAAGUUUAGGUGAUUGUUUUUGCAAAAAGUGAUUCAUUUAAUAAUAAUAAUAAUGUAAUCUAAUAUAUUAUUAAUUAUUUUUUUAUAGAAAAAAAAGGCGUGAGGUUUUUUUUAAAUAAAUGGGUUUGUCAAAUAAAUUUUUGAGUAAAUAUUCAGUAAAAAUAAAUAAUUAACUUUUAAGUUGUUUUAUAGUAAAAAAAUAAAUACAUUUUUAGUUUAAAUACAUUUUUAUUAUUCUUCUUUUUCUCAUACUAAGCAUUACAUUUUUGAUCAAAUAUAAUAUGUCCUAAAAAUGUUUUAUAAUUAAUUAUAAUAUUAUAUAUUUAUUUAUAAUUUUUAGCCUAUUGAGACGGGUGAGAGUUCCAAGGGAGAUGGUUUGAAAGCAUACUACACAAUCAAAAUAGAUCAGUUGUUAUUGGCCAUAAAUGAAAAACAGUUAAACAUUAAGCGUUUACAAGCUCAGAGAAAUGAACUUAACACUAAAGGUAGUAAUGUAUUAUACUUAAUUUAUGAAGUAUAAUUGAAUUACAUUUUGAGUUGGUUAUUAGUUAAUGAUAGCUUAUAAAUACCUAUGUCAAAAAUAUCAAAGUACCUAUUAUUUAAUUUCUUAUCCUGGUGAAACAAUUAUUUUAUUAAUCAUUAAAUACUAUUAUUACUUGUUUACAGUGAGACUGUUGAAGGAAGAAUUGCAAUUACUUCUAGAGCAAAGUUCAUUUAUUGGUAAAGUAAUCAAGGUAAUAGAUAAGAAAAAGGUGUUGGUAAAUAUCCACAUGGAAGGAAAAUAUGUUGUGGAGACCAAUUCAAAUAUUGAUGUUAAAGAUUUGAAACCGAAUUGUCGUGUAGCAUUGAGUAGUGACUACAUUUUACACAAAAUACUGCCACAAAAGGUUUGUUAAAAUAUACUUAUAUUUAUUUGUUAUAAUAAAUUAUUCAUUUUGUUAUGAAUUUAUAGGUGGAUCCUUUGAUUUCGCUUAUGAUGGUUGAAAAAGUGCCAGAUUCUACUUUUGAUAUGAUUGGUGGAUUAGAUCAACAAAUCAAAGAAAUAAAAGAAGUAAUCGAAUUACCAGUGAAACAUCCUGAACUGUUUGAUGCUCUGGGUAUUGCUCAGCCAAAAGGUGUUUUGAUGUAUGGUCCACCUGGAACUGGUGUGUAAAAUAGUAAUACAAAAAAUUGUAUUAAUAUUUAUGAGUUACAAUUUUAAACAGGGAAAACUUUACUGGCUAGAGCUGUAGCUCACCAUACAGAGUGUACCUUUAUUAGAGUCUCAGGCUCUGAACUGGUACAGAAGUUUAUUGGAGAGGGUUCCAGAAUGGUAAGAGAACUCUUUGUUAUGGCAAGGUAAAUUAUGUUUUCAUUAUAUUUACAAUUUUUUUUUUCAAUUAUAACAUCUGUAGUAAAUUACUAUUUCACUAUAUAGACAGCAUGCACCUAGUAUUAUUUUUAUGGAUGAAAUUGACUCCAUUGGAUCAUCACGCAUAGAAUCUAGUAAUGGCGGGGAUUCAGAAGUACAGAGAACUAUGAUGGAGCUGCUCAACCAGCUUGAUGGUUUUGAAGCAACUAAGAACAUAAAGGUUAAAUAAAUUUAAAUAAACACAUGCAAUUAACAUAAUGUUUAUAAUUAUGUAAAUCUUAUUUUAUUUUAGAUCAUCAUGGCAACGAAUCGUAUUGAUAUUUUGGAUCCAGCUUUGUUAAGACCUGGACGUAUUGAUCGAAAAAUAGAGUUCCCAGCUCCUAAUGAAGACUCGCGUUUGGAUAUUUUGCGCAUACAUUCAAGACAAAUGAACCUCUUCAGGGGUAUAAAUCUAAGGAAAAUUUCUGUACUCACACAAGGCGCUUCUGGAGCGGAAUUGAAGGUAAUAUAAUAAUAAUAUAUAAUAUAUGUAAUGGGCAAAAGCCAAAAUCAUCCAAAUACCCAAAGUACCUGCAAUGCUUAGACAAAAUAGAUAUCACUUUUGCAUUAUUAUCCUAAUUACCAUCAAAUUAUGUUACUACUGUGUAACUUUGCAUUUUAAUUUUUGUCACAAGCUAACAGUGACCAACAUCAUUUGGACAAAACCAUGUCUAUAUAUUUAAAUUUUUCACAGUAUGUGAGUACCAAAUUAUUACUGACAGCAUAUUAUAAUAUAUAAUAUGCAAUAUUGGCAACAAAUAAACAAAUAUAUUUUUUGUUGUAUUUUUAUGAUUAAGUUUACUAACUUUUUAAUUCUUCAAUAUAAUUAUAUUGUAACAAUAUUAUUUAUAUGUAAUUUUAAAAAACGUGGUACAUACCUAUUGUGAAAAAUUGAAAUUUAUGGACUAUGAUUUUCUCCAAAUUAGAUUGGUCAUUACUAGGUUUGUCCCAUUAUUUUUUUUUUUGUCAGUAACAUAAUUCAAUGCACCCAUCUUCAGAAAUUAAUGUUCAAUGUCAAUAUUAUUUUAAAUUAAUGUAAUAGUUUUGUUUGAUGUAGGGUGUAUGUACAGAAGCAGGAAUGUUUGCAUUAAGGGACAGUCGUAUACAUGUUACACAAGAUGAUUUUGAAAUGGCUGUUUUUAAAGUAAUGCAAAACCAAACAAAAACAAACAUGUCUCUAAUAAAGCAAUGGAAAUAA
Cinara cedri is the source of this 3092-nucleotide messenger RNA. Lineage: Eukaryota; Metazoa; Arthropoda; Insecta; Hemiptera; Aphididae. The record is from the annotation of a GenBank genome assembly.